Gopherus evgoodei (Goodes thornscrub tortoise) is the source of this 1202-nucleotide messenger RNA. Its product is annotated as histone H3-like. The record is from RefSeq and is a predicted model, not a curated record. NCBI's taxonomy places the organism in Eukaryota, Metazoa, Chordata, Testudines, Testudinidae. Gene Ontology annotation, cellular component: nucleosome. Gene Ontology annotation, molecular function: structural constituent of chromatin; protein heterodimerization activity; DNA binding. The transcript is spliced from 2 exons. Bases 136 to 798 code for a protein of 220 amino acids.
AACCCCUCAACAGGCGCCAGGCCGUUCCUAGCCAAUCAGGAGACAGGGUUAGGCUAUAAAUUGCGCACAGCAAGAGCAGGGCGCUUAUUGCUCUGUGCCUGGCCUGCAGAGAGGUUGGGACGCGCAGCAGCGAGGAUGGCUCGUACUAAGCAGACGGCUCGUAAGUCCACCGGCGGGAAAGCGCCCCGCAAGCAGCUCGCCACUAAGGCUGCCCGGAAAAGCGCCCCCGCCACGGGUGGGGUGAAGAAGCCCCAUCGCUACCGCCCCGGAACCGUGGCCUUGCGGGAAAUCCGCCGCUACCAGAAAUCCACCGAGCUGCUGAUCCGUAAGCUGCCCUUCCAGCGCCUGGUGCGGGAGAUCGCCCAGGACUUCAAGACGGAUCUGCGCUUCCAGAGCUCGGCUGUCAUGGCCCUGCAAGAGGCGAGCGAGGCUUACCUGGUGGGGCUUUUCGAGGACACCAACCUGUGCGCCAUCCACGCCAAGCGAAUGUCUGGUCGUGGCAAGGGUGGAAAGGGGCUGGGUAAGGGAGGUGCUAAGAGGCACCGUAAGGUCUUACGAGACAAUAUUCAGGGCAUUACCAAGCCAGCGAUCCGCCGCUUGGCUCGCCGUGGUGGAGUAAAGCGCAUCUCCGGGCUGAUCUACGAAGAGACCCGCGGGGUGCUGAAGGUUUUCUUGGAGAACGUGAUCCGCGAUGCGGUGACCUACACCGAGCACGCCAAGCGGAAGACGGUGACGGCCAUGGAUGUGGUGUACGCCCUGAAGCGCCAGGGGCGCACCCUGUACGGUUUUGGGGGUUAAACUUUUAGCCUAGAAACCAGAGUAACUGUUGCAACGCAAAGGUCCUUUUAAGGGCCACCCACUUCUGCACAGAAAGAGCUGGGUUUGUGAGGCACAGAAAUCUAAGUUUUCUACUACAAAUACUUAUAUCUGUGCUAUUGGAGUUGUAUUAAUGAGGUAGUUUCUGCUAACAUUUGUUCUCUGGAGUCUGCUGAGCAUUUUUACAGUUUAAAUUAGUUUAAAUUCACAACUGUAAACUGGCUGAUCUAUACCAUUGAGUCUAUAUAGUAUUCUACUAUUCAGAGCAAGGAAUUUCAAUCCAUUUCUGAAGAAUGAUAGAAUAGGAGAGGUUUCAGAGUAGCAGCUGUGUUAGUCUGUAUCUGCAAAAAGGAGAGCUUUUCCUGAAAUAAAGAAACAGUGAUUUC